Molecule: messenger RNA, 1286 nt
Organism: Xenopus laevis (African clawed frog)
Lineage: Eukaryota; Metazoa; Chordata; Amphibia; Anura; Pipidae
Gene: ankrd22.S
Product: ankyrin repeat domain 22 S homeolog
Exons: 6
Coding region: 251-826 (191 amino acids)
Source: RefSeq, a predicted model, not a curated record
AGGGCUGUGUUACAAUCCGUGCACAACUGUCAGCGACUUGGGUAACCUGACACUUUGGGCUGGGCACCCAAUACAGAUCUGGCUCAUCAGGAUCUCUACACUUGUACCUUGGGAUCCACAGGUUGCAGACAGGUCUCAGCCAUUGUUUGAGGAUUCUUUAGAACUCUGCUCUGGGACAGGAGAAGGCGGAAGCCAAAAGAGCGAGGGGGACCCGGACAAGGAGAAGACUUGGCAAAUCCAUCGAGGGAUCAUGGGAAUUCUUUACUCUGAGCCGAUCUGUCAGGCUGCCUAUGAGAAUAACUUGGAAGAGGUGCAGCUGCUCGUAGCCGAGGACCCCAAGAAUUUGAACGUAAAGGACAACUUUGGUGGGGACACGCCGCUCAUAUGCGCCUGCAGGAAGGGUCACGUGCAAGUGGCCAGUUACUUGAUCUCUGCGAGAGCCAACGUCAACCUCACAAAUAACAAAGAUCGCACGUGUUUGCACUACGCCGUCAGGAGGAGAUUCUCGUUCCUCGACUAUUUGCUCAUAAUCAUCUUAAUGCCUGUGCUGCUCGUGGGCUACAUAAUCAUGGUAUCGAAGACCAAGCAGAACGAGCGGCUGAUAAAGCUUCUGCUCCAGUCAGGGGUGUCGGUCAAUGCUGUGGAUAGUAAAGGGAACACAGCGCUACAUUACGCCUGCCUGUUGAAAAGCAAGUCUGUGGUUCCGCUUCUUCUGGAUGCCCAGGCUGAUCCCAACAUCAAGAAUAAGGACGGGGAGACCCCAAUUGAUAUCGCCGAGAGGCUCAAAUUUGCAAAAAUCUUACAGAUGCUCAAGAAAUCCUCCUAAAUCUGAGUAACACCCGCUGCCCUGGCACCCAAAGUCUCAGCAAAUGGUGGCGCCCCCUGCUGGCGGUUACACAGAAGUGGAGGGAGUCGGGGGAGGUAACCGUAACCAGUAUUUUAUAAUAUCGCAUCAAGACCAUAAUAUAUAAUAAUAUAUAAUCUGUGGCCCCACGGCAUCAAAAGGGCCCCUCAGGGAUGAAUGCUGGGAGUUGCAGGGCAUACAGGUUGGAUGGGGCCCCCAAAUCAUCUAUUGAGGCCCUGGUGCUCCCUAAACCACAAGCAUUUGUUCUUGUUCCUUAAUAUGGAACGGGGAGUCGUGUAGAGGAAUUGUGAUUGGUCGGUUCUGGAGAAUGUUACACGGCAACAGACAAGGUUUCUGCUUUAUUUAUAUAUUCACACGCUAACAAAGGCAGACGUUAUUGGCUCCGCCUUUUAUUGGCUUAAAUAAAACCUAUUUAUAAGAA